AUGCCUUACAUGGAUAAUGAGAAAAUAGUUAUAGAUGAUGUAUUAGAUAGACAAAAUUAUAUUAAAACUAUAAAAACAAAUUCCGAAAAAAUGAGAGGAGAAAAUAAAGCUUUCAAAGAAAAUAAAGGAAAUAAUCAAAAACAUGAACAAAUAUACUUAGCAACUUGGAAUGUCAGCAGCACAUUUAAUAGCGGUACAAGAAACAAAACAAUCAGAAAACCUUAUAUUAAAGUAGGUGAAUAUAUAUUUUUCAAUAGCGUAACAGAUGAUAGGAUGUUUGGAACAGGGUUUUUAGUAAAAAACAACUUAAAAACAGAUGUAAUAGAGUUUACUCCAGUGACAAACAGAAUUUGCAAAAUAAGGAUAAGAAGCAAGUACAGAAAGAUAAGCAUUAUCAAUGUUCACUGCCUUACAGAAGAUAAAGAAGAGGAAGAAAAAGAAGAGUUUUAUGAACAUAUAGAACAAAUUUAUAACAAAAUUCCAAGAUACGAUAUCAAAAUAUUGAUAGGAGAUUUCAAUGCAAAGAUUGGGAAAGAAACAAUUUAUAAACCGACUAUUGGAGGACACAGUAAACAUAGUAAAAGUAAUGGAAAUGUGGGAAAAAACUUAUGGAAUUUGCAACAGAAAAGGACUUAA
Psylliodes chrysocephalus is the source of this 636-nucleotide messenger RNA. Lineage: Eukaryota; Metazoa; Arthropoda; Insecta; Coleoptera; Chrysomelidae. The record is from the annotation of a GenBank genome assembly.